This is a messenger RNA of Meyerozyma guilliermondii ATCC 6260, 978 nucleotides long. RefSeq names its product Bub3p (gene BUB3). Gene Ontology annotation, biological process: mitotic spindle assembly checkpoint signaling. The record is from RefSeq and is a predicted model, not a curated record. Gene Ontology annotation, molecular function: ubiquitin binding. Lineage: Eukaryota; Fungi; Ascomycota; Pichiomycetes; Serinales; Debaryomycetaceae. The transcript has a single exon. Gene Ontology annotation, cellular component: bub1-bub3 complex; mitotic checkpoint complex; kinetochore. Bases 1 to 978 code for a protein of 325 amino acids.
AUGCCUCCCAAUGCAUUCACCAAAUUGAGCUCUCCCGGCGAUUUGGGGGCUGUGACAGCACUUGCCUUCAAUGUGGCAGCCCAAAACUUGCUAGUGGCGUCGGUAAAUACGGGUAUUUUGUUAUAUGACUGUAAUCAGUACGAACGACAAGAGACUCAAUUCCAUAUCAACAAUGUAAUCCUGAGCAUGGCGGUGGAUGGUUCCGGAUCCGUUUACGUUGGAACCGAUACCGGCGCGGUGGGAUCUUUGGAUUUGGAAAACCUGAAGUUGUGGGAAAUGGCUGAUGAACUUGGUGUGUGUUCGUCUUCCCCAGGGCUAGAUGCAGUAGCGGGAAUGGGUGUAAUUGAUUCCAAGUUAUUUGCAGCCAAGUAUAACGGCAAUUUUUUGCAGCUAGAUCCUCGGCAAGCCAAGGCAGUUCAGCUGGUAAAUCUUGAGCAUAAAGUGUUUGCGAUGGACGUUUCGGAUACCUAUGUUGUUUUGGGAAUGGAGGCCCACAAGGUGCAUAUAUACGACAGCCGCAAAUUUGACCAACCGGUGCAACGGCGAGAAACCGGACUCAAGCAUCAAACCAGUGAUAUACGGUGUUUUCCCAAUGGAAAGGGCUACGCUCUAGCUACCAUUGACGGCCGGGUAGCCGUGGAAUACUUUGAUGUUUCUGCCGGGGUCCAAGCGCGAAAGUAUGCAUUUAAAUGCCAUAGAACCGGUGGUAAAAACGAGUCCGAAGACACCGUUUAUCCAGUCAAUGCCCUCGAAUUCGACCAAAAUCACGAUUCCAUACUUUAUACUGCCGGCUCAGAUGGUGCCGUGUGCACUUGGGACUGGCAUGGCCGCCGGCGAAUCAAGCAGCAUAGCGGGUUUUCUGGCGCUGUCACUAAGAUGCAAAUUUGCGGACCGACGUUGGCGGUUGCUGUGUGUGACGACUCGUACCGGGUGGGGAAAAGAGCCACGAGAUCCAGCGAGUUGUAUGUUAUGGGGUGA